CUUGCAGCACCGCUUCCGAAAAAAUUCCCAUGAAUCCUCAGGGCACUCAGGCUAACUCGGGAUGUGGGUUCCAUACACUUCUCGCAAACCAUAUAGUAUAAUUCAAUAAGGACAGAUCCCAGCUUCACGAUGUCGGAGCUGUUUAUGGAAUGCGAGGAGGAAGAACUGCAGCCAUGGCAGAAGGCGAUCCCAGAAAUCAACUUGGUGGAUGAUGAUGAUGACGACGAUGACGACGAACCCAUCUUCGUUGGCGAGAUCCAGAGCUCCAAGCCGGUCCACUCCAGGCCUAAUGUUGGAAUCCAGAGAGGGCAACAGAAUCUUCCGCCGGGGCGUCUGAAUGUGGGGUCCAUGCCAUUGCCUUCACAGAAGACUCCCCAGACUGCAGUAGCCAAACGGGGUCCAUAUGUAGCGCCACCCCAACUCACCAACAGGGUCGCCCCACCACCGUCCAACAACCCCACCCUCAUACCCGCCGGCUCCACUCAGGGUGUGGGGCAGAAUGCUGGUCGUCUUGGAAACACGGUCACUCCUCAGCCAAUUAUAAUCAACAACCAGGUAUACGGCUACAUUGUAUCAUCUCCACAAAUAACCAGUAGUGCGCCGUUCAUUACCAGUUUUGGGUCGCAGUAUCCACCUGGCACCUCUUUCACAGUCUUACCAGCUGGGCAGCCUCUCCUCCAGCAGGCACACACCCCACAACACAUGCUGCCAGGGGGUGUGGUCCACCGACCCCAGGUUCAGUUUAUCCAGAACAACGUGGUGACCCUGGCCAAUGUGCAGGCCCCCCCAGAACUACUCUCUCAGCAGCCCCACCACCAGCACCAGCACCAGCACCAGCACCAGCACCAGCACCAGCACCAGCACCACCCCCCUGCUGCUGCCCUCCCCCACAGGGUCAUGAACACCCCCCCCACACAGCCCAGACAGGACAGCUCGGCAGCCCUCUCCUCCAUACAAAGCGUCAACAACAGAGAUAACGGAACAAUGAAGCGGAACUUCCCGUCUGACGUGGACAACACGAUGAAAAGACUCAAAGUCGACGCAGUAGGUGCUCUCCGGACGUCAGAGUUUGCAGAGAACGAGAGUCCUCCAAGGAGGCGGUGUCCAAGGUGCAUGGGAUCAUAUCCUGGGGAGGACUCUCUGAAGGGACACAUGAGGUACUGCUGUCCUGACCUGCUGGAAAGUGUGUUUGCCACGAGCUCCCGGCAAGACAAGUCCACCACCCCGCUACGUGUGUAUGACAUGGACAAGGGCAAGCUGAUCAUGCUGGUCACAGACUUCUACUACGGACGCUGUGAUGGAGACCAGCACCUGGAGCAGAAGACCAACACCACCUUUAAGUGCAACAGCUGCCUAAAGGUGCUCAAGAACAACAUCAGGUUUAUGAACCACAUGAAGCAUCAUCUGGAGCUGGAGAAGCAGAACAGUGAGAGCUGGGAGAGUCACACCACAUGCCAACACUGCUACCGGCAGUACAGCACGCCCUUCCAGCUGCAGUGCCACAUAGAGAGCGCCCACAGCCCUUACGAAUCUACCACUAACUGUAAGAUAUGUGAGCUGGCUUUUGAGACGGAGCAAGUGCUGCUGGAACACAUGAAAGAUAAUCACAAGCCGGGGGAGAUGCCCUACGCCUGUCAGGUGUGUAACUACCGCUCGUCGUUCUUCUCCGACGUGGAGACGCACUUCCGCAGCGUCCACGAGAACACCAAGGACCUGCUGUGUCCCUUCUGCCUGAAGGUGCUGCGCAGCGGACACAUGUACAUGCAACACUACAUGAGACACCAGAAAAAAGGGAUCCAUCGCUGUGGGAAGUGUCGACUGAACUUCCUUACAUACAAGGAGAAAGUGGAACACAAGACCCACUUCCAUCGCACUUACAGGAAACCCAAAAGCCUGGAAGGGCUUCCUCCCGGAACCAAGGUGACUAUUCGGGCCUCCCUGGCCGGUGGGUCUCCCACCUCCCCCAGCAAGUCCAGUAUCAGUGUAAUUCCAAACAGUCCAGCAGCCAAAUCGGCGGGUCGGUCGCCUAACAGCACGGGCCGGGGCAAACCGCCCAGCACCCAGAACGCCGCGCAGUCUGCAAAGAGCAAGAAAGAGCGCAACAAACCACCGGACCACCGGAAUUUCUAUCUUAGGAACUUCAGGCCCCCACAGGGGAUGGUCAGCUGUAUGGAGUGCUCUGAUGUGGUGAAGGACUUCUACGAUCACUACCCUCUGCUCCUCUCGUGCGGGUCCUGCAAGUACAAGACGUGCUGCCGCCGAGCCUACAGACACCACAUGACCAGAUAUCAUGGCUCUGGGACGAAAGACCGAAUUCGGACCAGUAAAAGGAAGCAAGGCAUUUUACGGGGCCUGACUCUGGUGUGCCUAAACUGUGACUUCCUGGCUGGCGCCACAGGAAGUGACCUCAUGAGCAAGCAUUUGGUUGACAGGCCGACCCACGUAUGUCAGGUGAUCCUGGAGCAAAGCAGCCAGCCAGAGGAACACCAUGAUUCUGUUUCUGACAAAACCAGCCUGGAAAGAUGUGACCUCCCCGAUGUCCAGCCUGCCAAAGUAGAGGAUGAGAGCCACACUGUGGUGCCAGGCGAAACGGUCAGACAGGAAGAGGGUGCGCUUGGGGAGGAGAACACAGCGACUGGGGAGGACGCGCCCUCAGACCCGACCCCGCCUUCACCGGUCUCUGUAGACGCUGCCUGCGAGGAGCAGGGCGAGGAGGCGCAAGUGCAAGAGGCCACACAUCCGGAGCAGGAAAAGGAGCCGCCUUUGGAGGAGCAGGCGGUUGUGGAACCUGAGGUGCCCGUGGAACCGGGAAAGGUUGUAGAACUGGAGACAGCGGGAGAAAUUGAGACAGCUUUGGAACCGGAGGUAGACACAGAACCUGAAGCGACUGCGGAACAGCCGCAGAACGCAGCAGACAACCUCGAAGAGGUAGGCGGAGUUUCGCUGGAACCGCUCACACCCUCCAAAGUUCUGGAACAUGAGGUCACUGAGAUGCUGCCGGCGUCGGCCAAUGAGAGUGCUGAUGCACCAACGGGACCUUUAGAAACCCUCACUGCGUAGGAACAGACAACGACGGAUGUUUAUCUCUGCGGAUCAUCUUUUUGUUUAUCGAAGAGUGUUGUCUCUGAAAGACUGCUGCUGAAGUGGAAAAUGGCUGACUGUUUUUAAAAUUAAAUCAUCCUCCACCUUGUUCAAAGACAACAUUCAUAUGUAAUUGUCAGCAGUCAGUUAAGACUGACAAAAAAACUGUUUAAGAUGAGGAACCCCUGGAUCCUCCUAAACUUCCCUUACCUGCCUCAUUGUGUAAUCAUGGAUGAGAAUUACUGGCUUUUGUUACAUUUCCCUUUUUAAAAUAAAAUCGUGUAAUGUCGCAGACGUUGACAUUUUGUUUCAGAUUUGGUUUGGCUCAUUUGUCUCUGAAUGUGACGCUCUUCCUAGCCUUGGCCUGGAUGUAGGAGCUAUGCUCCUGUGCAUCAUGAAGACUUCUGUUAAAGGUAGAGUCUGUGAUUCUUCACAAAGGUUGUUGAAAUUUGAGCUCAACAGCCAAUGAAAUUACAUCCCUCCCUUCUGUGCCCCUAAAGCAACGUGUUGAUUGGCUGGAAUUGUUUAUGGAGCACGCACAAAGAAUGGACAGCUAGAGAACCGAGACAAAAAGAGUAAUUUCAUUAGAAUCGCUGUCUCAGGCAUGUAAUGUAAAAUCUGGCCCAGGAUAUCUGACCUUUUGACCUUCGUGUCCCUGUCCUCAAUCUGCAAGGGAAACGAGGAUGUAAAUCUUCCGAGUCCCAUCUUGGACCUUGUUGCAUUCUGGCCCUGGUGUCUCUGUAAAGGAAAAUAUAUUGGACUUUUUUCCGAUGGGAAAUCCUCUAAGCUGCAGGCUAAUAGUUCAGAAACAAAAUGGGACUUUCCUCUCCACACCUGACUGUUUACUGUUUCUCGUCGUGUAUGCCUGCAGAGAGGUGGUUUGGUUUUUAAAGGGAUCAACUGAACUUUUUUUUUUCUUGGGGAUUGGACAAAAGAAAUAAAAGCAAAUAAACAAAAUAAAACAAAACAAAACCUCUUUCCAUGUAAAAAGAACCUUACAGAUAAAGUUCCUGGUGCUGAAAUGUGGAACCGUUAUCAUCAAAGAACCCACAGAGAAGCUUUUUCUAUGAGUGUUUGAUUUUAUUCCAGUGUUGGAUGUAAAGCUCAUAUGUCUUUCAUACAGUAUGUCGCUCCAACCCGACACACAGACUUAAGAUGCAAGGGGAGGUCACCUAAUGUCUUUCCAGCAAAAAAUAAACUUUGAUAAGAUCAA
Messenger RNA from Clupea harengus (Atlantic herring), 4294 nucleotides. It is a transcript of the gene znf280d, whose product is annotated as zinc finger protein 280D. NCBI's taxonomy places the organism in Eukaryota, Metazoa, Chordata, Actinopteri, Clupeiformes, Clupeidae. Gene Ontology annotation, molecular function: DNA-binding transcription factor activity, RNA polymerase II-specific; RNA polymerase II cis-regulatory region sequence-specific DNA binding. Gene Ontology annotation, biological process: regulation of DNA-templated transcription. The record is from RefSeq and is a predicted model, not a curated record.